Molecule: messenger RNA, 2145 nt
Organism: Tetrapisispora phaffii CBS 4417
Lineage: Eukaryota; Fungi; Ascomycota; Saccharomycetes; Saccharomycetales; Saccharomycetaceae
Gene: QNS1
Product: glutamine-dependent NAD(+) synthetase
Exons: 1
Coding region: 1-2145 (714 amino acids)
Biological process (GO): NAD+ biosynthetic process
Cellular component (GO): cytoplasm
Molecular function (GO): NAD+ synthase (glutamine-hydrolyzing) activity; glutaminase activity; ATP binding
Source: RefSeq, a predicted model, not a curated record
AUGUCGCAACUAAUUACUGUCGCUACUUGUAAUCUGAAUCAAUGGGCAUUGGAUUUUGAAGGUAACAGGGACCGUAUCUUAGAGUCCAUUAAGAUCGCUAAACAAAAAGGUGCAAGACUUCGUGUUGGUCCAGAAUUAGAAAUCACUGGUUAUGGUUGUUUAGACCAUUUCUUAGAGAGUGAUGUGUGUUUGCAUUCAUGGGAGAUGUAUGCUCAAAUUAUUAAGUCUCCAGAAACACAUGAUAUAUUAUUAGAUAUUGGUAUGCCAGUAUUAUAUAAAAAUGUCCGUUAUAAUUGUCGUUUGAUAUCAUUGGAUGGAAAGAUUUUAGUCAUAAGACCAAAAAUUUGGUUAGCUAAUGAUGGUAAUUACCGUGAAAUGAGAUUCUUCACUCCAUGGUUGAAACCUGGUCAUGUAGAAGAAUUCAAAUUACCACCUGAAAUUCAAAAGAUUACACAACAGGUGUAUGUACCAUUUGGUGAUGCGGUAGUUAACACUGUAGAUACCACAAUUGGAGCUGAAACAUGCGAGGAGUUAUUUACUCCUCAAACCCCAACAAUUGCAAUGUCUUUGGAUGGUGUUGAAAUAAUCACUAACUCAUCCGGUUCACAUCAUGAAUUACGUAAAUUAAACAAGAGAUUGGAUUUAAUCUUAAAUGCUACUAGUCGUUGUGGUGGUAUUUAUUUGUAUGCUAAUCAACGUGGUUGUGAUGGUGACAGACUAUAUUAUGAUGGUUGUGCACUAAUUGCAGUCAACGGUAAAAUUGUAGCUCAAGGUUCUCAAUUUUCUUUGAAUGAUGUUGAAGUUGUUACUGCCACUGUUGAUCUAGAAGAUGUUAGAAAUUACAGAGCUGCCAUCAUGUCCCGUGGGAUGCAGGCAACUUUGAAUGAAGUUAAAUUUAAAAGAGUUGAUGUUGAUUUUGAAUUAGCUCCAAUGGCAACACGAUUUGAUCCAUCUAUCUCACCAUCAAAAACGCAUGAUCCAUUUUACCAUUUGCCUGAAGAAGAAAUUGCUUUAGGUCCAGCAUGUUGGAUGUGGGACUACUUAAGAAGAUCUAAUGGUACUGGUUUCUUUUUACCUCUAUCUGGUGGUAUAGAUUCGUGUGCAACUGCAGUCAUUGUUUAUUCAAUGUGUAACUUAGUUGUCAAUGCUGCACUGGAAGGUAAUCAGCAAGUCAUUAAAGAUGCCAUUAAAAUUACAAGAAGUGAUGAAAAUUGGAUUCCUUCCGAUCCUGUUGAAUUAGCCAGCAAAUUAUUUCACACAUGUUUUAUGGGUACUGAAAACUCAUCAACUGAAACGCGUAGUAGAGCUAAGGAGUUAGCUCAACGUGUUGGUUCAUACCACGUAGAUUUGAAUAUGGAUGUGCUAGUAUCCAGUACUGUUAGCCUUUUUGAAGUUGCUACUGGUAAAAAACCAAUUUUCAAAAUAUUUGGUGGUUCACAGAUUGAAAAUCUUGCUCUACAGAAUAUUCAAGCUCGUUUAAGAAUGGUAAUUGCUUAUCUCUUUGCGCAAUUAUUACCUUGGGUCCGUAAUAUUCCAAAUUCAGGUGGUUUACUUGUUUUAGGUAGUGCUAAUGUUGACGAAUGUUUAAGAGGUUACCUAACUAAAUAUGAUUGCUCCUCCGCUGAUAUUAACCCAAUUGGUGGUAUUUCGAAAACGGAUCUUAAAAGGUUUAUUGCAUACUCUGCCAACAAAUAUGAGAUGCCAAUUUUGACAGAUUUCUUAAAUGCAACACCAACUGCCGAAUUAGAACCAAUAACUAAGGAGUACGUUCAAUCUGAUGAAGCUGAUAUGGGAAUGACAUACGAAGAGUUAAGUGCUUUUGGGGCUUUACGUAAGGUAGAAAAAUGUGGUCCUUAUUCAAUGUUCUUAAAGUUACUUCACGAGUGGACUCCAAGAUUAACACCAGCACAAGUUGCCGAAAAAGUGAAGAAGUUCUUCUUUUUCUAUGCCAUCAAUAGACAUAAGCAAACUGUGCUAACACCAAGUUACCAUGCAGAAAAUUACUCCCCCGAUGAUAACAGAUUUGAUUUGAGACCAUUUUUGAUUAACCCGAGAUUCACUUGGGCCUCCAAGAAGAUCGCUGAAGUAGUAGCUCAAUGCGAACAUAAAACCGACAAGGAAUUGAACAUCAUGUCCAUUGAUUAA